AUGAACAGCAUUCGACACGUUAAGUGCGACGAAACUCCUGGGACAUGCAACACCUGCAAAACUACCGGCCGGAAAUGCGAUGGCUAUGAUCUGCAUCGCUUGCCCGUCAGGAAGCGAGCUCUCACAUUGACCCAGAGUAUUUACCCUCACCCGGGGUGGGUGACUACCAUGGACGAGCGACGAUGCUUUUCAUACUUUCGACAUUGCUCCAUUCCUGGCCUCGGAGCUUUCUUCGACUCUCCUCUCUGGCAGAACAUUAUCUUGCAGAUUAGUCAUGUCGACCCUGCUGUGUAUCAUGCCGCCAAUAUGCUCGGUGCCCUUCACGAAGACUCGGACGCGAACGAAAUGCGCUUGUCUGGAGAAAACCUCCAGCGAGCUCGUCAUCGCUUGGCACUUCAGCAGGCCUCGCGAGCUUAUACCCAUCUCUCCCAACGCCAGUCCUCGAACGACCCUCAGUACCGGGAAGUUAUGCUCGUAUGCUGCCUUCUUUUUGUCAUGUCCGAGCUGUUACUGGGACGGUAUGACAAUGCCUUCCAGCACCUGCAUAGUGGGCUUCGCAUCCUCAAAGAGACACAGGACUAUCAUUCAACAAUUAGCAUAGACGAUUCGCUGCUCCAAAUCUUCGGACGACUUGAUAUCCAAUCCGCCCAUUUUGGGCCUGGCACCCCGUUCCUGUUCACUAAUUUUGGAAUCGAUGAUGACGUGCAUACCCUGAAUCGUUUUUCUGGAAUGCAAACUGUGUCAGAUGUACACAGAAGCGUGACUCUUCUCUUAAAUAUAGGUAUCCCUUUCCUCGCCCGAUGCUGGCCGUUAUCCGCUGUUGAAACUGCAGCACAAUAUGAUGAGUUUUUUCAGAAGCAGCAACAAAUUUUGCGCCUGAACGAUCAGUUCCAAUACCAUCUCGGGAUAUUUAAUCGCGAUUUCUAUCACACCCUUCGUGGUCGUGAGCAGCAAGCUAUCGAUCUGCUUCAACUCCAGAGUCUUGGACAGAUCCUCAGUCUGAAGACCUGUCUCAUCAAAGGACAAGUGCCUGCAAGGUUGACACCGGAUUAUAUCACCCUGCUCUCGGCGCAUCAGCAGUUCCUAGCCAAAUGUUCUGAUCGCCCAACAUUUACUUUGGACUACGGCGUCCUCCCGGGCUUGUGGGUGGUGGCCUCGCAGUGUCCAGACUAUUCAAUUCGCUUGCACGCAAUCUACAUCUUGCAGACCUGGCCCCACUGUGAGGGAAUCAUUAAUUCUAAUGUCGUCGUCUCGAUGGCUUUAACACGUCUGAAGGCAGAAUUACGGACUCAUGGUCAAUUGUACAGCUCGAUUGUGGACGCUGACAUGGAAGAGGAGCUGUCCAAGUUUCUGUUUGACACGUUGACGUUGACGCAGCAGUCGACGAACUGGUCGGUCAUUCGCGGAACUGAUCUGCUUCGGAAACAUUCUUGA
This is a messenger RNA of Penicillium lagena, 1434 nucleotides long. RefSeq lists its product as uncharacterized. The record is from RefSeq and is a predicted model, not a curated record. The coding region runs from base 1 to 1434 and encodes 477 amino acids. The transcript has a single exon. Lineage: Eukaryota; Fungi; Ascomycota; Eurotiomycetes; Eurotiales; Aspergillaceae.